GAAGAAACUGGGGGAGGGGGGAUUUCAAAAUGCCGUAGAAAAAAAAAUAUAUAUAUAAUCAUUUUUAUUAUACGCACACACAUCCAAACCUACAAAUUCCAAAUUGAAAAAAAUGUGCCAACAAAAAAAUGGAGUUAAAACGCCCGAUUUAAUUUAAUAUGAUUUCAUUUGAAACCCAAACUUCGUUAAAAGCCCCGUCAACUAUUUGUUACACUUCUGGUGUUCCAUUGUCCUUAACUGUAAAGUUUUCAACCAGCGACGCCGUUGCUUUUUCUUCUUCUUCGGAGUUUGUAAGACUAUUUAGCGUUGAAUUUGGAAGCUGAUCAGUUCUCCUCUCAGCACCAAGGGGAAGGGCUGAUCUAUAAUGCAGUCUCUACUGGCAGCUUUCUUGGACUGAUAAAAGAACAACAGCAACAACAAUAAAAAAAACAACAAAGAUUACCAGGAUUUCAAAAUAAGAAAAGACAGCAAUAACAACACCAAAUCUAUGCAACAAUUAAUUAAAGCCAUUUAUCAAUCACUUCUCUGGAAGUUUUUGAAGUAACCUUUUGAAAAUACAGAUGAUCUUAAGUAAACCCUAUUGACAAAAAAAUAUUGUCAUCAAUUGUUAUUGAGGUCUGUUAUACAGUUUAUUUACAUAUUCUCUUUACGUGAUACACUCACAGAAUUAGAAUAAUCUUGGACAUAUUGACUACAUUGAAGUCUGUUAUUUCUACCAGUGAAUACCUGUACACAAUAGGAUUUAGCUAUGAUCUCCACUGAUAAACUGUUUCAGUGUGAGAAAUGUCCGAAAACUUACUGUUAUAUUUCAGGGCUGAGAAACCAUCUGAAAUUACAACACAAAAAGAAACCCAUAAAAUGUGAUGUUUGUCACAAAUGUUCCUGUAAAAAUCCCAGCCUGAGAGAACAAUGCACCAAGACUCAAACGAAAAGAAAGCAAUUUCGUUGCAAUAUAUGUGGCAAAUUUCUCAGGGAACAUUCAAAACUGAGGCGUCACAUGAAAAAGCGCACAAGGGGAAAACAGUUUCGUUGCGAUGUAUGCAAAUUACCUAUUAGCAUCAGGACCAAUCUGAAAACAAAUCUCAGAACAUAUCCUGGGAAGAAAUUAUUCCAAUGUGAAAUAUGUCAGAAGAAAUUCUCAAAAAAAUCCACACUCAAUCAACAUAUCGCGAUGCAUGAAGAGAAAUCAUUUCAGUGUGAAAUAUGUCCAAAAUCCUUCAGUGAAGCAUCAGACCUGGCCACACAUGUAAAGUUACAUGCCGAAGAGAAACCGUAUCAGUGCAAAGUCUGCAAUAAACAGUUCGUAAAGAGAGCCUGCUUAAACUCUCACUCUCAAACUCACAGUGAAAAUAAAAAAUUUCAAUGUACAAAAUGUCCAAAAUAUUACAUUUAUCAUUAUUCACUGAAAAGACAUCUUGUUAAGCAUGAAAAGGAAGAUGAAGGCCAGAAAGAAACACAAACAGAAUAAAACAGAAAAUAAAGAUGUAACCAAAGAAAAACAAUUAAAUCAAUAAAAAUAUAUUUUCAGUUA
This is a messenger RNA of Octopus bimaculoides (California two-spot octopus), 1531 nucleotides long. RefSeq lists its product as uncharacterized. The record is from RefSeq and is a predicted model, not a curated record. NCBI's taxonomy places the organism in Eukaryota, Metazoa, Mollusca, Cephalopoda, Octopoda, Octopodidae. Gene Ontology annotation, cellular component: nucleus. Gene Ontology annotation, biological process: regulation of transcription by RNA polymerase II. Gene Ontology annotation, molecular function: DNA-binding transcription factor activity, RNA polymerase II-specific.